This is a messenger RNA of Carya illinoinensis, 1247 nucleotides long. Its product is annotated as septum-promoting GTP-binding protein 1-like. The transcript is spliced from 6 exons. Bases 125 to 964 code for a protein of 279 amino acids. The record is from RefSeq and is a predicted model, not a curated record. Lineage: Eukaryota; Viridiplantae; Streptophyta; Magnoliopsida; Fagales; Juglandaceae. Gene Ontology annotation, molecular function: GTP binding; GTPase activity.
GAUGUCUCUCUCGUAUGUGCGCUCGUGAGAGGCAUUUAGAAGCUAAAUUAGCUUUAGUUUCAACUGUUUAUCAUGGCCAAAAUGGUGGAAUAAGAGAGGCUCACCCCCCCGCAUAAAUUGAAGCAUGUCUCAGCCUUGUUCCAAAGUUGUCAAUCUCAGCCUCAGGAAGAGAAUUCAAUGUCGCAUGUUGAUCCUCCGGCGAUGGUUCCAGCGAGUUUUGGACCGUCUUCUCAUCUGCUCCCUGCAGGGGAAACCAAUCCGGUACCGCAUGUUACCCCAUGCCACCUUGACGUCUCCGCCGCCGGGCUGCAACCCGGUGGGAGAUUUCACGCCGGAGCAGCACGUGACGCCGGCGCCGCCGGUGUGCCAUAAACGCGACGUGGACAGUUCUUCGGAUUUGGUUGCCUUGAAGAUCAGUCUCUUGGGUGACAGCCAAAUUGGAAAGACUAGUUUUCUGGUGAAGUAUGUAGGGAAUGAGAAAGAACAGGAAGCUUUGCAGAAGAAAGAAUUAAAUUUGAUGGAUAAAACAUUAUUGGUUGGAGGUGCACGUAUUUCCUAUUCUAUUUGGGAGGUUGGAGGUGGUAACAAAUCUUGGGAUCACGUUCCUGCUGCUUGCAAGGACUCUGUUGCAAUUUUGUUCAUGUUUGAUCUGACAAGUCGAUGUACGCUAAAUGGAGUCCUAAGAUGGCAUCAAGAAGCAAUAAAAUGGAAUCAAACGGCAAUUCCUGUUUUGAUUGGAACAAAGUUCGAUGACUUUAUCCAGCUUCCCAUAGAUUUGCAAUGGACAAUCUCAAGUGAGGCAAGAACAUUAGCAAAGGCCCUUAAUGCGACCCUCUUCUUUUCAAGUGCAACCUACAACAUCAAUGUCAAUAAGGUCUUCAAAUUCGUCACUGCAAAGCUCUUUGACCUUCCAUGGACAGUGGAGCGUAAUCUAACUAUGGGAGAGCCCAUGAUUGAUUUUUAGAGGAUUCAUCUCAUGUACAUAGCAAAAUCUUCCAAAUACAAAAGAAAGAGAGUGACCAAAGUCGGAAAAUUGCCGGAGUUGUCAGUAAAUCUAGUCCUGUUGCUUUGCUUGCAUGCCAUGGAGAGAGGCUGCGGCGGGGGGAUCGAAACAGAUCGGCCUUCAUCUCUAGCCAUAAAUAAUAUGUUUAGUUCAAGUCAGCAAUUGUAGAAAGAUAAAAGAGUUUUUUUUCUUCUUUCCGAAGAUAGAUUAUUUUCUAACAACGAGGCUUUUCGUUGACCUGCAA